AUGCCGACCAACACCUCCUCCCCUGUCAAGCGCCCCGGUCUGGGCCGCCGCGCUGUAUCCUCACAUGCGGUUAUCACGCGGACCAGCGCCAACCCCAGCGAGCUGUCGCAGUCUCAUUCCUCCAAGACCACCGUGCAACAUAAGCCGUUCCGUGCCCACGUCGUGGGUGGUGGACGCAAUCACCACCGCAACCCCUCAUUCGGAAAGAACCUGAACAAACUCCAGCGCUUCCAACUGGGCCCCGAGACCACUGGCCGACACCAUCAGCGUAAAAAGUCAGCUCCCGCCACUCCUAUCGGCAGUCCCAAGGGCCACACACAUGUGCGCUGGGACGGUGCCGUGGACGAUCACCCGAAGGACCAUUCGAUGAAGAGGAACUACUCCACACCUGUGUUACGACGGAAUACAUCGGCCAUAGGGAAGAAAGCGUUGGUCACCGAACGGCCGCACUCCCACGCGGGAAAGAAGAAAUCAGUUGGGUUUGAAUUGGGUGACGAUGAGAACGACGACGCGGAGUGGGAAGAUACCACGCAAUCACCUGAAAGUACGCGGCGCAACUCGGUUGUACCCUCCAACCAAAGCGCGGAGAACAAUCAGGUCCUGGUUGAUCCCCUUACAUUUGUGAAACGUCCCUACCCGCAAAUGCCACGCGCCACCAGUCUGCCUGAUUCUAUUACGAAAAGAUUUGGACGCGAAGACGCUGAACAGGAGUACGACGACGACGAGGACGACGACGAGGUGGAGGACAACUCAGACGAGACACAAGUCCCCAACUACCAGGGUGAACAAGGUGAUAUCGCUACUCGCCUCCUGAGCCCCUCGCACUCCGCCAAGGCACCGCCUGCCAUGUCUUCCAUUUCCGCGAUGGCUAAACCAUCGGAUUCCACGUCGCGCAAUGCCUCGUUCAGCCUGACGGGCGCCCAGGACGGUGCUCAACGCACUUUCUCUACCUCUAAUCUCGGGCUGGCCCAGAUACCCGGCAGUCAACCUCAAGCUACUUCAUCCUCAAUGGAAGGUGGGGUCUCAAGAUUCAUCAUGAGCAACAAGGCCGGGGUUCAGUCAUCUUCACGAACAGACUCAGAUCCGAACACCCCAUCCUCGUUCCUCCCCCACUACCAUCCGCAAACACCCCCAUCUCCCAACCGUAGCAGUGGCAAAUCUACGGCGUCUCCGGCUCGGCCUCGAGGUGCAGAUCUACCCUCGCGAACCCAGCAGAAGCUUUGGCUUCAACGCACGGCUACUCUGAAUAACUCCCCGCCCGACUCGCAUGGCGUGUCCUCGACUGCGUCACCGUCGACUAUCGAUCCUGCCUUCAUUGCCGGCGGCCACUCACGUGCUGGCUCGAACACCUUUGAUGGAGGAAGAGGCAUGAAUGGCGGCGGUCGGGUCGGAGUGCCGGGUCACGAUACCGAAGCGCGCCAUGUUCGCAAGGCCUACGAGAAGACCUCGCUGGAAUUAAUGGUGGCACGUCGUUUCCAGUCCCCUACGGCUGACAGCUUCCACCGACUACGUGCUGUGGCCCGAGCAUCCAAAGCCCGCGCGGUUAGCGCCGAGCAAGCGUCAGCGAUGGGCAGGCCAGUUAAGUCCGCGCCAUCAUUACCUCUUCUCCAACAAGAAAGUCGCCCCAGUCGGCUGGGCUCGAGCUCCGAGUCGAAGUCGCAGUUGCCUGAUCCCCACUCCUCGGUUUCCGAAGACCCAAUUACUCACAGCGAAUCCGCCGACACUGCCCAGGCAGCUAAAUCCCCCCACCCAUCCCACCGCAUUCUAUCUACCUCCGACGAAGCCGCACAUGGCUUGACCGGCGACCAUUCUUCGGAUGACUUCCCGGCCGUGAACGAGACCGAUAUGAUGCUUCGCCGUAUGUGGGAGACUCGCGAAGUGGCCACUUCUGGCUGA
Molecule: messenger RNA, 1896 nt
Organism: Penicillium canariense
Lineage: Eukaryota; Fungi; Ascomycota; Eurotiomycetes; Eurotiales; Aspergillaceae
Exons: 1
Coding region: 1-1896 (631 amino acids)
Cellular component (GO): TORC1 complex; fungal-type vacuole membrane
Source: RefSeq, a predicted model, not a curated record